Messenger RNA from Rotaria socialis, 759 nucleotides. NCBI's taxonomy places the organism in Eukaryota, Metazoa, Rotifera, Eurotatoria, Philodinida, Philodinidae. The record is from the annotation of a GenBank genome assembly.
AUGUUAGACCAGUUGAAACUAAAACAAAUUGGUGGUCUCAAAACUGAAACAAUUAUUCGUCUAAGUCGAUUUGUUAUGCAAAAUAACUACUUCUCAUAUGAUGAUCAAUAUUAUCAUCAAGUAAGAGGAGGAGCAAUGGGUUCUCCUCUUACUCUAACUAUUUCCAAUUGCUAUAUGUACUUCUUUGAAAGACAAAUAGUUAAUCAAAUUCGAAAUAGUGGUGGACUAUAUUUCCGAUAUAUUGAUGAUAUAUUUAUAAUAACCAACUGGCCUGGUGGACAUCUACUUAAAGAAGUAGAUAGAUGGAAUAAAUUCGAUGAAAAUAUUAAGCUAUCUGCAAGCAUUGGCCCAACUGUCAACUUUCUCGAUUUACAGAUAGAAAAUAAAGAUGGCCAACUAUUGACAACAGUUUAUCAAAAACCAUCCUACGAACCAUAUUACUUGCCAUUUAAUAGUAUUCAUCCCUUGCAUAUGAAAAAGAAUAUUCCAUUUGCCAUGCUACUACGAGCUAUUCGAUACUGUUCAACAUUUGAAUCAUAUCUAAAUGAACGUGAGAAAUUAAGAAUGGCCCUAUUAUUGAAUAAAUAUCCAAAUAAAACAGUCGAUGAACAAUUCAAUAAUAUGUUAUUAAAAUUCAACAUCAAUGAACCAUUGACCUUUAAUAAUUAUGUAAGAUACCGUCAAAUAGUUAUAAACUCUCCUAUUAAAGAGAAACUAGUGGUAAAUUAUGAGAAAUCAAUUUUUGUCCAUUUUACCUAA